This is a messenger RNA of Nelumbo nucifera (sacred lotus), 1312 nucleotides long. RefSeq names its product azadirone synthase LFS-like. NCBI's taxonomy places the organism in Eukaryota, Viridiplantae, Streptophyta, Magnoliopsida, Proteales, Nelumbonaceae. The record is from RefSeq and is a predicted model, not a curated record.
UAGGUUGAGCCCAUUCCCACUUUCAGGUGCUGAGUGCGCUUGGGCCUGAUCCACGAUCACUUGGUAUUUGCCUAUUUGGGGGUUUAGUCAUCCCAAGUUCCCAACUUCCCAAGCGAUAGACUACGCAGCGGCAAGACAACCGUCUACAGAUGCACGAACACAAAAAAGGAGGGAAAGAAAUGGCGGCAACUCUGAAGCUUCCCAUCGUCGACUUAUCAUCUUCAGAUCGCAUAUCAGCAGCCAAAUCGAUCCGUCAGGCAUGCGAGGACUGUGGUUUCUUUUACCUUGUGAAUCAUGGGGUUGAGGAGGAACUGCUUAAGAGAGUAUUUGCGGAGAGUAAAAAAUUCUUCUCGCUUCCUCUGGAAGAAAAGAUGAAACUCGUGCGUAAGGAACACAGAGGUUACACACCUUUUUAUGCCGAGAAACUUGAUCCUUCAUUAAAUAUUAGAGGUGAUCUGAAGGAGAGUUUCUACAUUGGCCCUAUAGAAGGCCUUGCACAAAGUCAUCUGAAUCAAUGGCCUUCGGAUGAAGCUCUGCCAUCUUGGAGACCAACUAUGGAAUUUUAUUAUGAAAAACUCCUCACUGCUGGGAAAAAGUUAAUCUCCUUGAUUGCUCUUGCUUUGAACUUGGAAGAGAAUUUCUUUGAGAAAAUUGGGGCAUUGGAUUCACCAAUGGCAUUUCUUCGCCUUUUACACUAUCCAGGUGGAAUGGAUAUUUCCAGUGAUGGAACAUAUGGUGCUUCUGCUCAUUCAGAUUAUGGGAUGAUAACUCUUCUGGCAACAGAUGGAGUCCGUGGACUUCAGAUCUGCAGAGAAAAGGAUAAUCUGCCUCAGGUAUGGGAGGAUGUUCAUCAUCUCAAUGGAGCUUUUAUUGUUAACAUUGGUGACAUGACAGAGAGAUGGACUAAUUGUUUGUUUCGUUCAACAUUGCAUCGAGUUAUGGCAACGGGAGAAGAACGCUAUUCUGCAGCCUUCUUUUUAGAUCCUAACUCUGAUUGUGUAGUUGAAUGCUUGGAAAGUUGCUGCAGUGAGAUAUUUCCCCCAAGGUUUCCUCCCAUCCGCAGUGGGGACUAUCUUAAUGAGCGUCUCAGGAUUACAUAUUCUUCAUAACAAGGUGACUUUAACAAUAUGAGGGACCUAGAAAAUCUUUACUUGGUUAGUCUGUAAAAUAAAAACGGCUUCGGUCAUCUUCUACAAUGUCUAUUAGGCAACAGUUUGAACUAAAAUUAGUCUCUGGGGCAGCUUGGUUGGAAUAUGGUACACUUUCUACUAAUGACAUGUACUUUGAACUUAUCUUUCUGUUUUCUAUGCUA